AUGUCAUCCAUGAACUUUGAGUCGAUGAACUGGUCGCCUUCGACCAUUCCGACUUCUACCACUUUAAGAUCAGUUGCUGCAACCAAAAGCUCGGGCUUGAUGGAAACUUUAACAUCUGCAACAGCAAGAAUUCAUACUGCCACGGCCAAGCCUGAAUUAAUUUCUUUGUCUCGGAAUAUCAGGGGUGCUGAAGCUUCGUUGUCUAUUCUUCAAGCAGAAAAUCAGAUUGCAACUGCUACAGAUAAUUCAGUCAAAAGCAUGGCUACCCAAGCAAUUUUCAAUGCAACAUUAAAUUUGAAGGAUUUAGAAUGGGAAGAAAAUGUCUAUUCUAUGCGUAGUUUGAGUCGUCCUGCUAAUAUUAUAUACCUUGUGGUAUUCAUUGUAACAUUUUUGUAUUUUACCCUAAUGAUUUGGAAAUCAAGAUUCCAUUGGUUUAAUGUUGCAUUUUUCUGUGGAAUAGGCCUAGAAUUUGCUGGGUUUAUUGGCAGAGUAAUGUCAUUUUCUGAUAUGACAGACAUGAACUACUACAUCUUGCAAUUGGUUUGUUUAACCAUUGCACCUGCCUUCAUUAUGGGAGGUAUAUACUAUCUAUUUGCACAGUUAGUUGUGGUGUAUGGGAGAGAGUAUUCAAUUUUGCGCCCAAUGUGGUACUCUUAUAUAUUUAUUACGUGUGAUGUUCUAUCAUUAAUCAUUCAAGCCGGUGGAGGUGGUGCUGCUUCUUAUGCUUCAAAUAAUUUUGAAGAUGCUAGACCAGGUUCGUAUGUCAUGAUUGCAGGUAUUGCAUUCCAAGUUUUUGCAAUGUCAUUUUUCUUAUUAUUUUGGUUCCACUUUCUUUUUCAAACAUUUUUCAAGCAUAGACCCGCUAAAGAAGAAGGGUCCUUUGAUGAAAAUAAAUAUGAUCCUGCCUGGAAGAAUGCAUCCACCGCGAACUUCUUCAAAAUGAUAUUUAAUACGAAAUCCUCUCAGGCACACAGAGCUACAUAUUUAGAACAAUUCUAUAACCCUCUGUUCGCAAAUAUUCGUGCAAGAAAGCUUUUCUAUUGGUUUCCUUUAGCAAUGACGAUUGCCGUGAUUGCCGUCUACAUUCGUUGUAUCUAUAGAGUUGUUGAAUUAGCCCAAGGUUUCAGUGGUUAUCUUAUUACGCAUGAAGUGUAUAUUAUGGUCUUAGAUGCAUUAAUGAUUGCGAUUACCGCAAUAGUUUUUGUCCCAUUCCAUCCUGUUUUUGUAUUGGGCGCAAAUAAUAGAAUUAGGUUGUCUGCCAUCAAAAAGAACUUGGAUGAGGCCGACGAUAAUACCGCCAAUGUAUCAAGUAAAGGCUCAAUAAAGGAAGAGAAUAGUGAUACAUAUUAG
Messenger RNA from Debaryomyces fabryi, 1350 nucleotides. RefSeq names its product RTA1 domain-containing protein. The coding region runs from base 1 to 1350 and encodes 449 amino acids. Gene Ontology annotation, cellular component: fungal-type vacuole; plasma membrane. The record is from RefSeq and is a predicted model, not a curated record. Lineage: Eukaryota; Fungi; Ascomycota; Pichiomycetes; Serinales; Debaryomycetaceae. The transcript has a single exon.